Pocillopora meandrina is the source of this 2608-nucleotide messenger RNA. The record is from the annotation of a GenBank genome assembly. Lineage: Eukaryota; Metazoa; Cnidaria; Anthozoa; Scleractinia; Pocilloporidae.
GCAUCAGGCGAGUGAUACUUUGAAUAUUCAGACGGUUUGGAGAUUUGUAAACAAUGCACCAGCUAAGUAACACAAAUUGAUCCUUGAUCUGUCUGAAUAUGGAAGUAGAACUUACUUUUGAUGCAGUGAAUUCUUGUAACUUUGCGAGAAAGCGGCAAGCGGCUCAGGAGAGCUGUUCAGAAACACAAUCGAAGGUAAACAUUGAUGGAUACUUACAACACGUGUUUUGAGAAUCUUUUUUCUGUUUUAAUCUACUUUCGCUUUCAACGUACUUUACGAAUUAUUUUGAAGUUAUAGUCGUCCCAGAUUUCCAUGAAAAAUGCCAUAAUAUUGCAUAUUAUUAACAAUAUGAAAAUAAUUAAGUCACUUAUUCAGUUAUUCCUCCGAGGGGAUUUUUCCUUCGAGCCCAAAAAAUUGAUUAUUACUCUUACAGGAAAAUCGAUCGAAGGAGAUCGACAGACUUCCAAAGGACCAAAAACCUUUAAACCCUAAGGAUAACCAGCAUCUAACUUCUCGUUAAAGUGAUACUGCUUAAAAGGUCAAUAAGAUCUUGACAAUAAAGGAAAUGGUCGCCAACCUACGAUCGGAAGCUUUGAUUGUUAAACAAAUUUCCCUUGUCAGUACCAAAGAAAAUAUAAAUACUGAGAAUAUAAAUACUGAUGUUAGAGUGUAAAGAGUUGAUCGAUUCACAACCACCGUAAAAAAUAUAAUUUGUCUCUGCCAUAUCUAUAGAAGCGACCAUGUCUCGAAGACUGUUGCUGGAGUUUGGAUAAAGCUUGCAAUGAGGGAUCAGAGAACAGAUCCUUAAGUUGCACAAUGCCCAUGGUUUUAACACAUCAACGACCAGAUAAUAAUUGUCCAUCAUCAUCUGACCCUUGCACUACUUCAUUCACUGGACACAGCUACAAGGACAUUAACUGUAACAUACUGAAUCAAGAGAAUCAGUCGCAGGAAAUGGACAUUUCAUGUGAUACAACAACAACAACAAGUAGAGCACUCCAUCAGCAGACCUUUUCUGUGAGUUAAUUUGUGUUUUUGAAGGACGAAUAUGCUCUAGAAACCAUGAAAGAGUAUAUAUUGUGUACCUAUUGACUUAGGUUGGGCAAAGUCUCUGUCAUGUCAUGCAGUCUGAGCUAUGCUCAGUGCAUGCGUCAUGACCCUUCAGUAAAAUAUUUUUCAGUAAGUCAAUAAGCAAUUUAUCAUAACACUGCAACUCUGUUUCUUUCUUCCUCUUCUCUUUUGUUAUUCUUCUCACAGAGCUAUAUGCUAGACAGAACAGCUUUUCCUGACCUCCUUGUGCCAUCAUGGAAAGUUCUCAUAGAGAGAUUUGUUUAUGAUGUUUUUCAAUAAAGAGUGUGUGCAUUUUUCCCUACAAGCAGUGAAAGAAAUUUAUCCUGAUAUACAUGAAACAAUGGCUUCAUUUUUUGCACUUCUCUGGCAGGUCCCACCCAUCAUAGCUCAGUAUUAUUCAUCUUCAGCAUCCUGCUUUCGCUGCUUGAGAGGAGAAGCGGUAGGUCUUUUUAAGUUUGAUUUCCAUGCUAUGAUGACCACUUGCCAAUCAAAAACUGAAGGCAUUACAUUUACUGAGCAACUGACAUCAGCUGUUUUCAUUAAAACUUUGCACAGUUAUUCUGCAGUAAGAAAUGAUGUUAUCUUUAACCAAUUAGAGUAUACAGAUCUCUUUAAUUGCAUGAUGAAUUAUCCUAUUACUAAAUAUCAGUUUUAAAGAACAUUUUGGAAGCUUUUCAAGAUGAGAAAAUUGUAAAUGAACAUUUUAUCCUGGGAUGCCCAUUCUAGUCCCUUUUUCAUAAAGGCAGUAUUGCCUUAUCCAGCAAUGUAUUCUUCAAAGAACACCUCUCACCCCAAAGACAAAUUUUUCCUUUCUUCUGUGCCAUUCCCAAUUGAUAACUAGUAUUUUUUAUUUUUUAACAGGGACACAUGAACCACCUGACCAGUUGAUCAGCAGUCUUAUGAGCAUUUUGUUUACUUUGAUACUGACAUGUACAUAAACUUGAAGGUUUUUUAUAUAUAAACAUAUUCUCAUUCAGUCACUUGUCUUAUUUGGCUGUCUGGUAUUACUCAUUGCAAGACAAUUUUACUGUAAAUAAAACACAGAUGUCCAUGACUGAAUUAAAUAUACAUAUGUAUAUAUUAUGACAUGUAUGGUGAAGUCUAUGUUUACUUUGGCAUGGUGUGAUAUACAAGAAAUGGUCACUUUUGUUUAAAAUUGAUCACUGUUACCUGAAAAUGGACUUUAGUUUUCAAAAUGGGAUGCUGGUUAUCUAAAACAUUGGAUAAUAGUUUUACUAUGUACUGAAACAGCAGUUAAAGGUGUGCUCUGAUUGGCUUACAAACGUUGAAUAUCCUUUGCUGUUCACCUCCCAGAAACUCGUGCCAUAUUUGUGCCUGAAACUAUUGCAAUAGUUACAGUUUUAUAGAGUUAAAAUCUUCUUUUUGUGUGGUAUUAGCUCCCUGUUUUACUAAAACAACCAUUUGUAUUUAACCCUUAAAUCUGUGAGAAUGAAUCAAGCAUUAAGGUCAUGAGAAUAAAGGAAAUGAUCAUCAACUGAAGUGACUCUUGAUUUUUUGAACAAAUUCUCCUUGCCAG